AUGGUUCAAUCAAAAAGUUACAAAGAGACUUUAGAAGCAAACAACACCGAAAUAAAUAUAGCCGAUUUGGAACAACAAGUACAAGACCUUGAAGAGAGACCAGUUGUGACUUCAAAUAUUGAUCAAACUGAAGUCAUCAAGAGAGACAACCAAAUCGCUGAUUUGGAAAAGGCAGUUGCUGCGUUGAAAGAACAGAACACUCGACUUGAUGCUGCUAAGAAAGAUAUGAAGAAGCAAUCUGUCGAAGACGCUUCGAAGAUUAAGAAUUAUGAAUCACAGAUUAAGGCAUUUGAAGCACAAAAGAAGAUGGCAUUAGACGACAAAACGGAGGACGAGAAGACUGCUGCUGACCAAUCUGAUAGAAGAAAGAAGAUGGAAGACCAAGUCAAAGCAUUCAAUGCACAAGUCUUAUCACUUUAA
Molecule: messenger RNA, 420 nt
Organism: Entamoeba invadens IP1
Lineage: Eukaryota; Evosea; Mastigamoebida; Endamoebidae
Exons: 2
Coding region: 1-420 (139 amino acids)
Source: RefSeq, a predicted model, not a curated record